Messenger RNA from Penicillium cataractarum, 1731 nucleotides. Its product is annotated as putative MFS drug efflux pump. The transcript has 7 exons. The record is from RefSeq and is a predicted model, not a curated record. Bases 1 to 1731 code for a protein of 576 amino acids. Gene Ontology annotation, molecular function: transmembrane transporter activity. Gene Ontology annotation, biological process: transmembrane transport. Lineage: Eukaryota; Fungi; Ascomycota; Eurotiomycetes; Eurotiales; Aspergillaceae.
AUGACUGGGUCUAUUGACGUCCAGACUCCGCCGCAGACCGAGGAGAAGGGCGUUAUGCAGCACCAGGAGAAUAUUCACAGGGGAGACGCUGAUGGUAGCUCCAAUGAAGCUGGGCUUCACGAGUCCGAGAAGGACAUUCCCAUGACCUUCCGUCGAUUCAUGGGAUUCACGGCCAUGGCCUUCCUGUGGACUGGCAGUCAAAUUCCUGUUUAUCUGUUUGGCGGUAUUCCCCCUUAUAUCUAUGGGUCGAUUGGUGGAGCGGACCGUUGGAUCUGGUUUGUUCUUGGAAAUCUGCUCGCUCUUGCGGGUGUUUGCCCAUUCGUUGGAUCUCUGUCGGACUUGAUCGGUCGUCGCUAUGUCGCCAUUCUUGGUGCCUCUCUCAUCUGCCUCGGUAUGAUCGUGAGUAGCACGGCGAAUACGAUGAACACCUUUAUUGCUGGUAUGGCCAUCGCCGGUGCUGGCGCUGGUGUCAAUGAACUGACUGCGCUGGCCGCAACCUCGGAGAUGGCCCCAACCCGCAAGCGUGGUGUCUACGUUGCCGUCCUCAUCUUCACCAUCGUACCUUUCUGCCCGUCCGUUCUGUGGGCUCAGCUUAUCGCUGCACACAGUAACUGGCGCUACGUUGGUGCAUUCUGCGGUGCCUGGAAUGGCUUCGGUCUUUUGAUCACUAUUCUCUUCUACAAGCCUCCUCCUCGAGUCAACUCCCUCGGUAUGAGUCGGAAGGAAGUCAUCGGCCGAAUCGACUUCGUCGGUGGCUUCUUGAGUAUCACCGGUCUGAUUCUGUUUAUGGCUGGUAUGCAAUGGGGUGGUUAUAUGUACCCCUGGGGCUCUGCUCACGUCCUCGCUCCACUUAUCCUCGGCUUCGUGAUGCUGAUUGCCUUUGCUUUCUGGGAGAUCUACGGUGCUAAAUACCCCAUCUUCCCCACGCGUCUGAAGCAGGAGCCUCGCACCCUGGGCCUGACCCUGGUCAUCACCUUCAUCUCUGGCGCCAACUUCUUCUCUGUGCUCAUGUUCUGGCCCACCGAGUCUUUUAAUGUAUACGGACAUGAUCCCGUUGAUGUCGGCGUUCGCAGUCUUCCUGUUGGUUUUGGCAUUCUAGCCGGUGCCUGUAUCGUGCUGGUCCUCCUUAGUGUGUUCCGCGGACAUAACAAGGAGCUCCUGAUUGUGAGCAGUAUUCUCAUGACAGCUGGCUGUGGUGCUCUCGCGAUCGGUCGCGUCGACAACAUGUAUCAGCUGUGGGGACUCCUCGUCCUUGCCGGUCUUGGAAUUGGUGGAAUCGUCGUUCCCGCAUCGAUCAUCACCACCAUUAUUUGUCCCGAUGAUCUGAUCGCCACUAUCUCCGCUCUCACUCUCUCUAUUCGUGUGGUGGGUGGCAGUGUCGGCUACACCAUCUACUACAACGUCUUCAUCUCCAAGUUUGUUCCGGCAGCAAAAUAUUAUAUCGGAGGUGUGAUGAUGACCGAGCUGAACAUCACCAGCGUCGAGGCUAUCACUGAAGCCAUCGAGCUUACCGGUGCUUCUCUGUUGACUGAGAUGAAGCAGAUUCCCGGUAUUGCUGGUAACGAGACCGCUUAUGAGAUGGUAGUUGCAGCGGGCCAGCUCGCGUAUGCCGAGUCUUAUAAGUGGGUGUACUAUGUUAGUAUUGCGUUUGGUGUUGUUUCGAUCAUCGCUGCUUGCUUCUUAGGCGAUAUCACCAAGUACAUGGAUGACCAUGUUGCGGUCGUGAUGUAA